This is a messenger RNA of Chaetomium globosum CBS 148.51, 3684 nucleotides long. RefSeq lists its product as uncharacterized. The coding region runs from base 1 to 3684 and encodes 1227 amino acids. The transcript has 6 exons. Gene Ontology annotation, molecular function: ribonuclease III activity; RNA binding. The record is from RefSeq and is a predicted model, not a curated record. Gene Ontology annotation, cellular component: cytoplasm; RISC complex; nucleus. NCBI's taxonomy places the organism in Eukaryota, Fungi, Ascomycota, Sordariomycetes, Sordariales, Chaetomiaceae. Gene Ontology annotation, biological process: siRNA processing.
AUGGCCCCGCACUUGAUGGAAUGCCGCAUCAGAACUCGGAAAGAUGCAUUCAAUUGCCGUAUGACACCACACCGAACGAAGCCCGCAACUUCAGCGCCGAAAUUCGGCGGCUCUGCCCCGGGGCCAUGGUACGCAAUUACCCAUUUGGGAACAUGGAGGCAUAACCAGUUCCUCGGGAUGCGUCACUCACGGUUACACGCAGCUAGCAAAUUUGCACUCGGGCAGAACCAUACUGAUAAGAACGCUGCCGACGAAGUCAAGAAUCCACAACUAACUGUUCAGAUUGUUUGGUUCUUGGCUCCGACAGUAUCCCUAGCCGAACAGCAAUUCGAGGCAAUUCGGGCUCAAAUCCCAGGAGUCCAAUCCAAACUGAUCCUCGGCUCCGACAGUGUGGAUGCCUGGUCGACUCAACCUGGCGUGUGGGAUGCCGUCCUCCUCAACACCCCAAUACCGCAGCUGACCCUGAUAGCCCACAACGCCAAGGGGAGGAAUCCCAUCGCAAGGCUUAUGAAGGAGCACUAUGUCCCCAGCAAGGCGGAAGGGCUCCCUGUACCCCAUAUCCUGGGCCUCACGGCGAGCCCUCUCAUGAGAUCCAAUCUAAGCGACCUCGAAGUCCUUGAGCAGACCUUGGAUGCCGUCUGCAAAACGCCGAGCAAACACCGGGACGAGCUCAUGGCUCAGGUCAACCGUCCCGAGAUGAAGGUCACUGCGUACGGGUCCAUGAUCAACCCCGAGACCGACACUGAGCCUACUCCGACUAUGGCAAAACUGAAAAGUGCCUACUUGGAGCUUGACAUCCGACAAGAUCCAUAUGUCCGGCAUUUGUUGACCGACAAGACGCCGCGGGGCCGCGCAAGGCUCAAGAAGGUUCUCUUAACCAAGCAAACAUACUGUAGGUCGCAGAUGGAGGCCUUCUGUAGGGGAGCUUUCGACAUCUGCAAAUCCUGUGGCCCUUGGGCUGCCGAUUACUACAUCCAUAGGGUCAUUUCUGCAUUCGUCAAAGACCCUGCGCCUGUCGCCCCUGGCCAUACCAACGAAAAUCUCGCGGAACAAGAACGGAAAUAUCUUGUUGAGGCAUUCCUGAAGGUAGACGCUCAGGCGCCUCCUGAGAUCCCAACAACUCUCUCACCGAAGGUGCAAGCUUUGCUCGGCGCUCUCGAAUCCCACCAAGAAAAUCCAUUUGGGAUCGUUUUUGUUAGGGAGAGGGCGACAGUCGCCGUCUUGUCGCACAUCCUCGCCGUCCACCCCAAAACAUCGCACCGUUACCGAGUGGGCUCCAUGGUGGGCACCUCGAGAGUACCAGGGAGAAGACAGGAUUUUCUGGACCUGAGCCAAAAGGAAUACUUGCUUUCGUUACUCUCAUUCCGGAAAGGGACGAUUAAUCUCCUGGUGGCAACGAGCGUGCUCGAAGAGGGAAUUGACGUGCCGGCAUGCAACCUCGUUAUUUGUUUUGACAAGCCCGACAACCUCAAGUCCUUCAUCCAACGCCGGGGCCGGGCACGGAUGUCGGCAUCUCGGCUGUACCUCCUCGUCGAGGAUGAAGCAGACGGCUCGUCACGCGGGUGGCAGAAUCUGGAACAAGAGAUGAAGCGCAAGUACGAAGACGACAUGCGCGAGAACCAGCGACUCGAGGAAAUUGAAAACAUCGAAGACAUGGAUUACCCUGUCCUAAGAUCCCAGGAGACGGGCGCUCAAAUCACCAUUCUCGAUGCCAAGUCGCACCUCGAACACUUCUGCGCCACCCUCUCCACGCGUAAGUUUGUCGACUGGAGCCCCUUUUAUGUCGUCCACGACCUAGAAGGGAACCCGGUCGACCCCCAUCAGCCGGGUCUGCGGAAGGCCACUGUCCAUCUGCCAGUCUCACUGGCCCCCGAAUUGCGAUGCUUCCAGAGUCUCCAAGCCUGGACCUCGGAAGCGAAUGCUUGCAAAGAUGCUGCAUUCCAGGCAUACGCCAAGCUUUACGAGGUCGGGUUAGUCAACCACAACCUGCUACCUAUCAGGGAAACCGACUUGAUAAAAGAUGUUGAGCCGCGUGUCGGCAUGGCCACGGUCAGGGAGCAGUUCAACCCCUGGCCGUUGAUAGCCCGAGCGUGGCAGGACGGCGUUCCAGUUUCCCGGAGGACACUGUCAGUCUCCAGCCACGACAACCCAGUUUCUGCCGAGCUUGAGCUAGCACUACCGGUACCGGUCCCUGACAUGGAACCAUUCAAUUUGUACUGGAGUCAUACAUCGUCGUGGCUCAUUGGGAUGGACUCUGAUACGCCCAUGUCAAGCGUGGCUGCCGGGGGUCAGGCCGAUCACACGUCUACCUUGCUUGCCAUGGCCUUUGGGCACAGAUGGAAUGUCGAGGAGAAGCAGUUCCCCGUUCGGUUCACCUGUAUGGACCAGGAUAUACGCCUUGAGGACAUGGGCUCCGAUGUAGCGAGCGCUGAGCUUUUGCGCCAAAAGUCGUUCGCUCAUCUCGUCCGCGAUACUGGCAACCGAAACCACCCGUACUUCUGCUUGGACUGGAUUCCCACCAAACCUGCGGUCGAGCUUGUUGCGAAGCCUUAUCGGGGCUUCGAAGAGGCUCCCGAGGAUAGCGCGUACGUGGCCGUCAAAACCUGGCCCAGGAAAUCGGGCGCCUUCCGCCCGCUUCAUCAAAACUCGGCACCGAAGCCAAGCAGCAAGCCCUAUCCGAGGAUUCUCCCCGCGGAUCAAGUCCGAGUGGACAAGGUGCCUGCAAUUUAUGCUCAGAUCGGCAUGAUGAUACCCGCCAUCACUCAUGCGCUCGAGGUUCAUCUUGUGGCUAAGGACCUUCUUGAGUCUCGCUUGGAGCAAACGGGCAUCACAGACUUGUCACUUAUCGUCACCGCGAUCACUGCCAGUGCGGCUAGAGGCCCGACUGACUACGAGCGGAUAGAGUUCCUCGGAGAUUCGAUCCUCAAGUUUUGCACGACUAUCAAUUGUUCUGCCACAUACUUGAAAUUCCCAGAGGGGUGCCUGUCACCCUUGAAGGACAAGAUUGUGUCAAACUCAAGGCUAUUCCGGGCCGCCGUCGAUUUUGGCCUGGACCGGUACAUUAUCCACAAAGCCUUUACUCUUCACAAAUGGAGACCGACGUAUGUCGAAGACCUUAUCGAGAAUCCGCCUUCUGCGACCGAGACAAGGAGGAUCUCGACCAAGAUCAUCGCAGAUGUGGUCGAGGCUCUGAUCGGAACCGCCUUCGUGAGCGGCGGUAUCUCUAAAGCUCUCGCUUGCAUGUCCUUAUUCCUCCCCGAUGUCGCGUGGAACAGCAUCGAGUACGGCCGCGAAGUUAUGUACAACGAGGCCCCCGAUGACGAACCGCUCCCCAGGACCAUGCGUCAACUAGAGUCGUUAGUCGGGUACACUUUCACCAAGAAGGCGCUCCUCGUCGAAGCCAUGACCCACCCCUCCUGCAACGGCCCCGGCAUCCGGGCCUCGCUCGACCGCCUCGAGUUUCUCGGCGACGCCAUCCUGGACUACGUCGUCGUCAACAAGCUCUUUGCCAUCUCCGACCCCGCCCCCCUCGAGAACUCCUCUCUCCACCUCCUCCGCACCGCCCUCGUCAACGCCGACAUCCUCGGCUUCCUCGUCAUGGAGUGGGCCAUCACCGAGGACGGCGUCGAAGUCACCACGAUGCCGUCUGCGAUGCUACGCGCCCGCCUUCUAGCCCUGGAAUGA